Neoarius graeffei (lesser salmon catfish) is the source of this 1016-nucleotide messenger RNA. Its product is annotated as tripartite motif-containing protein 16-like. The record is from RefSeq and is a predicted model, not a curated record. The transcript has 4 exons. NCBI's taxonomy places the organism in Eukaryota, Metazoa, Chordata, Actinopteri, Siluriformes, Ariidae. The coding region runs from base 57 to 992 and encodes 311 amino acids. Gene Ontology annotation, molecular function: protein binding.
GUGCACAGACAGCAGUGGAGGACAGUGAGAGGAUCUUUACUGAGCUGAUCAGCUCCAUGGAGAAAAAGCGCUGGGAGGUGACGGAGCUGAUCAGAGAUCAGGAGAAGGCUGAACUGAGUCGAGCUGAACGACUCCUGGAGCAACUGGAGCAGGAGAUUGCUGAUCUUCAGAGGAGAGUCACUGAGCUGGAGCAGCUUUCACACACACAUGAUCACAUCCAUUUCCUCCAGGUUUUAGCUUCUGGACGUCACUCUCCUCUCUUCCAAAGACCAGAUUUUCACACAUCCAGCGUCACUGUCCAUCAACAUCUCUCAUUUGAUGGAGUGAGGAAUUCUCUCUCAGAUCUGAAAAAGAGAGUCGAGGAAUUCUGUGAGGAGGAAUUCAACAAAAUCCCUCCACAUGCUGCAGCAGUUCAGAUCAUUUCAGAGCCAGAACCACAGAGCAGAGAAGACUUUCUGAAAUAUUUCUGUUAUCUGACUCUGGAUCCCAACACGGCACAUCGUCACCUCAUUCUGUCUGAGAAGAACAGAGCGGUGAGAGGCAGUGAGAGAGCGCAGCGUUACUCUGAUCAUCCAGAGAGAUUUGAUUCCUGGUGUCAGGUGUUGUGUAAGGAGAGUGUGUGUGGACGCUGUUACUGGGAGGUGGAGUGCAGCGGUGCUGGUGUUGUGUCCAUAUCAGUCUCAUAUAAAGACAUCAGCAGGAAAGGACGGGGUAAAGAGUGUGGGUUUGGAUUCAACAAUCAGUCCUGGAGUCUGCGGUGUUUUUCUUCUUCUCUCUCUUUCUAUCACAACAGCAUUAAGACUGAUCUCAGAGUUCCAUCCCCCUCCAGAAUAGGAGUGUAUGUGGAUCACAGUGCAGGAACUCUGUCCUUCUACAGCGUCUCUGACACGAUGAAGCUCCUCCACAGAGUCCACACCACAUUCACUCAGACUCUAUACGCUGGGUUUGGGCUCAACUUGUAUUCUACAGUGAGACUGUGUUCUCCAGAAUAAAAGUGUGUAGUGUUUUCUGUAAAA